Molecule: messenger RNA, 1625 nt
Organism: Psylliodes chrysocephalus
Lineage: Eukaryota; Metazoa; Arthropoda; Insecta; Coleoptera; Chrysomelidae
Source: the annotation of a GenBank genome assembly
UGACACUCACCAACGCCUAGCCACCUUCUCACUUGCAGUUUGGUGCGCGAUCCGAACACACCAAUAAACGGGUACUCUACCAUAUUCUUGAAAAAGUACAGAAACUAGAACAAGAAUCAAAAUGUCUCUCGCUGAUCCAGUUGCCUUUAUGAAGGAUUUCCUCGCUGGAGGAAUCUCGGCCGCCAUUUCCAAAACUUGCGUGGCCCCCAUCGAACGUGUAAAAUUGCUGUUGCAGGUACAACACAUUUCCAAGCAGAUCGCCGAAGACCAGCGUUACAAGGGUAUGGUAGAUUGCUUCGUACGUAUCCCAAAGGAACAAGGUGUUCUCGCAUACUGGCGUGGUAACACGGCCAACGUCAUCCGUUACUUCCCCACACAAGCCCUCAACUUCGCCUUCAAGGACAAAUACAAGCAAGUUUUCUUGAGCGGUGUAGACAAAAAGACACAAUUCUGGCGUUACUUCUUAGGAAACUUGGCAUCUGGUGGUGCUGCCGGAGCUACCUCCCUCUGCUUCGUAUACCCUCUCGACUUCGCUAGAACCAGGUUGGCCGCCGAUGUCGGUAAAGGUGCAGGUGAACGUGAAUUCAGCGGUUUGGGUAACUGCUUGACCAAAAUCUUCAAGGCAGACGGUUUGGGCGGUUUGUACCGUGGUUUCGGUGUAUCUGUACAAGGUAUCAUUAUCUACCGUGCAGCCUUCUUCGGCUUCUACGAUACCGCCAAGGGUAUCUUGCCUGAUCCUAAGAACACUCCUCUUCUCAUUUCAUGGGCUAUUGCACAGACUGUAACCACCAUUGCUGGUAUCAUCUCGUAUCCCUUCGACACAGUCCGUAGGCGUAUGAUGAUGCAGUCUGGACGCAAGAAGACCGAAAUCAUCUACAGGAGCACCGCUCACUGCUGGGCCACCAUCGCCAAAACGGAAGGAGGCGGCGCAUUCUUCAAGGGAGCCUUCUCCAACGUACUCCGUGGUACCGGUGGAGCCAUCGUACUGGUCAUGUAUGACGAAAUCAAGAACUUCAUCGUGUAAAGUUUGUUUAUCAUUAUCGCUAAAGAGGAUCGCGCAUCACCAUCCAACCAACACUAGGGAAUUUUUAGCAAAAUUUCGAUUCGACAUUUCUGCUGGCCGUGCUCGUUCAAACCAUUCCGAGUGGGAGGGGACCGUAGCGGGGACCUGUGUGACGAUCGGUUUUUACCAAAUUGACCCUACGGGUCGGAAAAAGUGAUGAUUUUGAUUUAGUAAUAAUCCGAUUGGACGAACCGAUCGAUCGAUCAGCUCGCCGUCACGGUUCAGCUGUCAUCCCACCCGCCCUUGCUGAGCACGGCCUGGAGGACAGUGUAUAUAGUUGUAUAUUUAUUUAUUUUUCUGAUUACCGCGUAAGUUUCAGUAAGCCCGGGCUGAAUAUAGAAGACUAUAUAAUAUUGUUCUUUUUUGUCAUUGGAAAAUGCGAAUAUUAAUGGUUUCUUUGUCGAGUUCUUUAAUAAUAAAUAGAUUUUAAAUGUAAUUUUUGAGUUGUGCGGAUCGCAAAUAUACUGUUGUUGUUUCUUUUUGGUUAAAUUUUAACUAAAACAUUCUUUACACAUUGUAUCAUCAUGUCAGUGAUGGUUAAAUAAAAAACAAAAACAUCGAA